AGCAACACGAUUCAAUGGUUCCACUUGACAAAAAUAAAUAAAUAGGACCUGUCAGUGAGCGAAACGCCGAAUCAGGAUCACGUUACUGGCUGUCGUUCUUGAUAAUGUGAUUGGGGACCACUUAUCGGGCCCGUUUGAGUUAUGGAACUAGUUAUGGAAGACCCACCAGACCGAGAUUUCCAUCUCCAACAAGAAGAAGAAGCAGCGGCAGCAGGUAUCAAGGAAGAGGCUACAGAUGAGAGGAUCACACAGUGUUCAGAAGGUGAUCAGCAUGAGGAGAACUCUGUCAUUCUGACUGAUGGGUGGAGUCAAGGCGAUUUGGACGAGCCAAAUGUGGAGAACGGCGCCGUCCCUGCGCUUGACCCCGAUGGAAAUAUCGAUGAGUCUGACCACGGUUCCGCAGGCUCACAGAGCAAUGAGGACCCAACAAGGAAAGACGACGACUCUGCCGCUGGGGAAGACCAACCAGGGGAUGAGGAAGCACUGGAAGACAUCACGCCAGCAACACAGCGCGACGCCAUCCCCGAUCAUGUAGACGGCCCGAAAGAAAGUCUCCAGGAAGACCGUCUGGUCCUUAAUGACACAGAUCGCAAUGAUCUAAAAGAAUCGAGAAUUUGGGAUCCUGAGGGAAAAGAGGCCGCGCAGAUGCCGCAGAAAGCCUCAACGGAGAAGCUGAGGGAUGAACUGAGGACUAAAGUGGAGACCAUCGGCCCCACCACUCAGGAAACGUCCGUUUUAGGAGUGACUGGAAUCCCUGGAGUAAGAAGAUACCUGAUUGGCAUCGGCAUAGUAUUGGCACUCGUCGCCAUCUUGGUGCAGCUCGUUCUCCGGCCCGAGCCUCCGCCUCCGAGCGCCACACCGCCGAUCGACAUCUUCCUCAGGCAGCUGGAAAAAGUCGAGACUCGCUUCCAUCGCCAGCGCCCCGAGCUGUGGAUCCGCAGCCGGAUCCACCUGAAGAGGCACCUCCUGACGCAACGGCCCAGCGAGCCCGUCAGUCUGAUCCUGACGGCGGGGGUAGCGGGCCGCCGGACGUUGCGAUGCCUGGCCCGCGACCUGGCCUCCGCCUUCUCCUCCGCCCUCAACGCCUCCGUGCUGCACAUCGACGGCGCCAGUAAAGUCGGAGAGGAUAGCGACCAGGUGAAGCUGGACAUCGACGGCCAGCUGCAGGUCGCCUUUGAAGGGGACAAACCCGUGGCGGUGAUUCACCGCUUCGAGCAGCUGCCCCCGGGCUCCACCCUCAUCUUCUAUCGCUACUGCGACCACGAGAACGCGGCGUACAAGAAGACCUUCCUCAUCUUCACCGUGCUGCUGGAGGGAGAGGAGGAGAUACCAGCCGGGACUUCUUUGAGCGCCGUGGAGGAGAUGGUUGACGACCACCUCCAGAGGAAGUUCCUCUCGCACGGCCGUCCUCUGGCCUUCGACAGGAUGGACCUGGACAAGUACGGCGGACUGUGGAGCCGCAUUUCGCACCUCAUCCUUCCUGUUGCCACGGAGGCGUGGACGGAGCGUGAAAGCUGCUCGUGACCAUUCGGAUUAUCUUUUACUGCCUCUUUGAGGUUGGUGGCGGAUUUUCGACAAAUUUGCUGAACAGUUGUUGGACGGUGAUCAAGUCUUGCGUAUCAACCCCUAUGUGUUACUAAGGAAAUGAAGGACAUUUUUUAUUUUAAAUAAAUCAAAGUUUUAAAAAUGUAUCAUGAAAAUCAGUUCUAUAUCUUGCCUCGCUUCAUAAAAACCAACCAAAAUAAAUUUAAAUUUGAAAAUAAAUGUACAUCGUGUAAUCCUACACAUAAAGAUAGUCUUACAAAAUCCAAACUGGA
This is a messenger RNA of Hippocampus comes (tiger tail seahorse), 1817 nucleotides long. Its product is annotated as torsin-1A-interacting protein 2-like. The transcript has 7 exons. Bases 142 to 1524 code for a protein of 460 amino acids. Lineage: Eukaryota; Metazoa; Chordata; Actinopteri; Syngnathiformes; Syngnathidae. Gene Ontology annotation, molecular function: ATPase activator activity. Gene Ontology annotation, biological process: membrane organization. Gene Ontology annotation, cellular component: membrane. The record is from RefSeq and is a predicted model, not a curated record.